This is a messenger RNA of Rhincodon typus (whale shark), 3829 nucleotides long. It is a transcript of the gene gnsa, whose product is annotated as glucosamine (N-acetyl)-6-sulfatase a. Lineage: Eukaryota; Metazoa; Chordata; Chondrichthyes; Orectolobiformes; Rhincodontidae. The record is from RefSeq and is a predicted model, not a curated record. Gene Ontology annotation, biological process: glycosaminoglycan metabolic process. Gene Ontology annotation, molecular function: glycosaminoglycan binding; N-acetylglucosamine-6-sulfatase activity. Bases 117 to 1715 code for a protein of 532 amino acids. The transcript has 14 exons.
UGAUGUUACUUGUUUUGGAGGCGCAUGUGACUUGUGAAUCAUAGAAAGGAAGCAGAGAGAACGCAGUUUAGUUCAUAGAGGAUAGAAACUCGAGGCGAGUUUAGGAGCAGAGUGCUAUGGCUUUACUCGCUGCUUCGUCCUGUGUAUUCGCUGUCUUGUUUUUCUUUGCUGCUGUUGAACAGGUCAGCUCGAAGAAACCGAACAUAGUUUUGAUCCUCACCGACGAUCAAGAUGUUCUCCUGGGCGGAAUGACACCAUUGAAAAAAACCCGAAAGCUUAUUGGAGAUCUUGGAAUUACCUUUAAAAAUGCUUAUGUGGCUAGCCCGCUUUGCUGCCCCAGCAGAGCUAGUAUCCUGACUGGAAAGUAUCCACACAAUCACCGUGUGUUUAAUAAUACGCUGGAAGGAAACUGCAGUAGCAAAGCAUGGCAAAAGACACAGGAACCUGACACGUUUUCAGCUAUCCUGCAACAUCAUUGUAGAUAUCAGACUUUUUUUGCAGGAAAAUAUUUGAAUGAGUAUGGCUCAGAGGCUGCAGGCAGUGUUGAACAUGUCCCACCAGGUUGGGAUUACUGGUAUGCGCUGGUGAAGAAUUCAAAAUACUACAAUUACACACUUUCUGUUAAUGGGAAACAACAGUAUCAUGGUCAGAACUAUAGCCAUGAUUAUCUAACUGAUUUACUAUCAAAUAUUUCACUGGAGUUUUUGGACUCUAGAACCAAAUAUCUUCCGUUCUUCAUGAUGAUCUCCACUCCAGCACCACACUCCCCUUGGAUUCCUGCCCCACAAUACGAAAGGAACUUUUUGGAUGUUAAAGCACCAAGAAACAGCAACUUUAACAUACAUGGAAAGGAUAAACAUUGGCUAAUCAGGCAAGCAAAGACUCCCAUGACCAACUCUUCGAUGAAUUUUCUGGAUAAUGCAUUCAGGAAAAGAUGGCAAACGUUGCUAUCAGUGGAUGACCUUGUUGAAAAAGUUGUGAAGAAACUUGAUGCAAUCAAGGAGCUAGAAAACACCUACAUUUUCUUUACAUCUGAUAAUGGCUAUCACACAGGCCAAUUUUCUUUGCCAAUUGACAAACGACAGCUAUAUGAAUUUGACAUUAAAGUGCCAUUGCUUGUACGAGGACCUGGAAUCAAAUCUACUGGCAGUAAUCAGAUGCUGGUAGCAAACAUUGAUUUGGCUCCAACAUUCUUGGAUAUUGCUGGCUAUGAUACCAACAAAACCAGGAUGGAUGGCAUGUCUCUGUUGCCUCUGCUGAACGGUAAGGCAAAAAAUGUGACAUGGAGGACUGACCUCCUUAUAGAGUAUCAAGGAGAGGGACGUAACAAAAGUGAUCCUACUUGUCCUUCAUUAGGGCCAGGGGUCACGAACUGUUUCCCUGAUUGUGUUUGUGAAGAUGCAUAUAACAACACCUAUGCAUGUGUAAGAACAAUUGCCAAUUCAGCUGACUUGCAGUAUUGUGAAUUUGAUGAUAGUGAGGUGUUUGUAGAAGUCUAUAAUCUAACUUCUGACCCACACCAAAUCACAAAUAUAGCCAAAUCAAUAGAUCAAGAAGUUCUUGAGAAGAUGAACCAUCGUCUUAUGAUGUUGCAAUCUUGCUCUGGUUCCACGUGUCGGACACCAGGAAUAUAUGAUCCAAGGUACCGAUUUGAUCCUCAACUGAUGUUCCAUCAUGGACCUGCUGCACCCAAAUUAUUCCAUAAAACCUUGUGAAGCCUUUUUGCUAGCUGUUAUCUGUAACACAACCUUGUACUUUGUGGACUGUUGUAAAUCACUAGAAGUUGUAUAUACUUUGUUUUUUGUUUUUGCAGUGUUUUUUCCCCCCCGCCCACCACCGCCCUGAUCAUGUUUUCCUGAUUUAAAAACAAUUGAUGUUUGAAAAGUGAGUUGAUAAAUUUUAACAGUUUUAUGUAUUGUAGUUCUAAAUUAGCCUAACUUAUUUUGUGAGGAUCAUUGUCUUAAGUUCCAGUGAACCUAAGCAUUUAAUUGCUUGUGGAGUAUAACAUUAAACAAACAAAUAGUUUCAAUUUUUGUUUAUUGCAUGAAUUAUCUGCCAGCUAGCAAUCACAGCUAUACUUGGUUGGUAUGGAAUUACUUACUUCUAGUCACGUUCUUUGUUUCUCUCUACAGUAGCAUGAACUCUUCAUAUCUUAGAAGUAGUGUACAGAAAUCAAAUUUCCACUAAGCUUGUGCACAUCAGAAACAAAAUGGGUUUUGAGACAAAUUAUCUCCACGUUGUUUUUCCAGUGGCCAUCCAGCCCAAUAUUAUGGGAAUUUCAUUCAGUUUUGAGGUUUGCUGACAGGUGACUGGGCUGCAACUAUUGGCUUAAACUAACUUAACAGCUUCUAUGUUGCUCCUUUUUUAGCAGUAAAGAAUGUAUUGGAGAAGACUGAAUUUUGUCUGUACUCUCUUGCGUUAGUCUAAUGUAAACAGUGCUAAGAACUGAGUAAACUUGCCCCUUCUGAAUGUCGCAUACUGUGAGCUUAGGGGUUUUAAAUAAAUGCUUUGUAAUGUAGCUCCCUAGAAUGAGUGACUUUCUCAGAUUCCAUUCCACUCCACCCCAUCCCCCAAACUGAUUUUGUUGCUAAUCCCAAUCACCUUGCCUGGCUUCUACAAUUACUGUUUCUAUCUGUUUAAAAAUCUUUCCCCACCACAGCACUUUCUUUACUUCUAUGAGGGAUUACUGUGAUCCAAGACUAUGGCCAUCUAUUGCCUUGGAUUUUGUGUGUGGUAAGGCAUUGUAGCUGGGAAACAUUUUUCCAGAUAGUCAUUAAAUAAAAUGACAUGUAUCUGUGAAUGCACAACUAGUUGCCUUUAAUAUCUCUACCAAAGCUAGUUUAAAAUUCUUUUAGCAAUUAAUAUUGUCCAUUGACUGGACGUCACUAUUGUUCUGAAUCAUAAAAUUCUCACUAAAUUUAAAGAUUCUCAAUUUUUAUUUUAGAAAUUGAAGUUACUUUUCCAGUAAUUCUGGAUUUUGAUAUUGCACUGAAGAUCCCAGCUAUCUGCUGCUUUAGUAUGUUGUGGAACUGAUGUUUAUAGGAGAGAGAUGUAUGAAGUGGCUAAUGGUUUCUAACAAUAUAGCCAAUAGAUAUAAUCCAACAUGUGAUUUCUGCUAUAAUUAACUUUUUUCAAUUGUUUUGUCUAUCAACUCUUGGUUUUUUGUUUUUUUGUUCAGUUAUACACUAAAUCAAACCACUUUUUAUAACAUUCCUACAAUGUUGACUUGUACACCAGAAUGUCUUUGAUUCAAGAAUGAUAAAAUGUCAGAAGGACAAACAAAACAACCACUGUCUUUUACUGGCACAGGUGUAUUUAGAGUGUAUAGUUGACACUGUCUGUAGCGUAGCACUGAUCUAUAGCCUUAUUGAUGUACAUUAGUGAAAAGGUUUAUCAAGCAACACCAGGUUAAAGGCAAACUUUAGUGUUUGUGUACCUGUUGAAUCUACAAUAUAAUUAUGCACUUGGGAGCAAGCAUUUUGUUUAGCCUUGAAUAUAAGAAUCGCAAACAAUUUGUACAUCAAUAUUGCAUGGUUAAUUGCAAAUGCUUGUAUUUUCAGUGUUAAACUGAAUUUGCACAUUUUAAAAUAGGUUUAUGUAGCUUGGAUAAAAUUUGUGUAAGUUUGAUGUUACUCAGAAAGUUCAGACUCUCGGCACUUGUAAUACUGACUUUGAAUUGAGAUUUCUUGGGUUUUUUCCAAAGACUUAAGUGUCCUUGACUGUAUGUAUGUUUGAGAUAAGAAAAUGAUGGCUCAAUUCCAUCUCACAUUUGUGUAAUAAAUUACUUUCCCAGUCUGAAGUUGGGAUGCUCUCUUUUGAACAUUGGUCU